AUGAAUGUAGAGACACGUAUCUCCACAAUCAAAAAAUAUGGUUAUUGCUAUAACUGCUUGGCUAUUUCACAUAGCUACAAGAACUGUGUGAGUAAAUUCUCGUGUCGUAAGUGUCACAAAAAACACAAUACUCUGAUACACAGAGAAUCCAGCUUUCGACCUGAAUCAACUCCGGAAAUACCAAACGUCACUAGUUCGAACCCUGAAAACGCUUCAAGUACCGCACCACCCACCCAAAGCACAAAUACAACUCGGCAAUCCUACACAACAACUAUACAGUCCACUAAAUCAUCAACCCAAGACCCACCCAACCCAAGUAGGAAGCAGAUAUUACUCGGUACUGCAAUGGUUCAAAUAGAACAUAAUGGCCAGCGAUAUUCCGCGAGAGCUCUUAUUGAUUCAGGAUCGGAAGCCACAUUUAUAUCUCGAAGACUUCAAAGAAGUUUGGAUAUACCCACCCACUCUGUAUCAGCCCAAGUGACCGGACUAAACAAUGCAGUUUCAGCAACACCAACGAGUAUUUGUGAAAUCACACUUUGCUCACCCUUAAACACCAAUUAUAAGCUAUCAGCACAGGCAUUUAUACUAAAUAGCCUAACUGAUAAUUUACCCUCAUACCCCAUAGAUCCAAAGCAGUGUCUUAAAAAUCUUGGAUUCACGUUAGCCGACACCCAAUUUCACAAACCCAGACCCGUGGAUAUACUAAUCGGUAGUGAUAUCUAUCGAAGUAUUUUACUCAAUGGAGUAAAGCGAAACGUACUAGGUUCACUCUUAGCUCAAGAGACAGAAUUCGGAUGGAUAUUGUCCGGACCCAUCACCCAACCCACCCAAAAUUCCACCAUAGUUUCAUUUCACAAUAAAGUGAACCCUGAGAAUCUACUCACACGUUUUUGGGAGGUGGAGGAAAUCCCAAAGGAAUCCGUAGUUUCCAAAUCGGAUCAAAUUUGUGAGGAAAUUUUCCAAAAAACUACCCGUCGUAAUCCAGAUGGGCGCUAUAUAGUAACCCUACCCUUCAAAGAACCCGACAAUAUUGAUAUCGGAUACUCUAGACAUAUAGCGUUGGCCCAAUUCCUCCGAAAUGAACGAGCUUUACUUAAAAAACCCGAAGUGAAGGCAGAAUAUGACAAAGCAAUUAUGGAAUAUUUGGAACUCGGACAAAUGAAGAAAAUAGAAUAUGACCCUUCUGUUAAAGCGACCCAAUAUUACUUACCACACCACGCAGUCAUUAAACCCGACCGUAUAACCACGAAAUUGCGUGUG
Messenger RNA from Bactrocera neohumeralis, 1260 nucleotides. RefSeq lists its product as uncharacterized. The transcript has a single exon. The record is from RefSeq and is a predicted model, not a curated record. NCBI's taxonomy places the organism in Eukaryota, Metazoa, Arthropoda, Insecta, Diptera, Tephritidae. The annotation marks the transcript as partial.